This is a messenger RNA of Mesocestoides corti, 2019 nucleotides long. The record is from the annotation of a GenBank genome assembly. NCBI's taxonomy places the organism in Eukaryota, Metazoa, Platyhelminthes, Cestoda, Cyclophyllidea, Mesocestoididae.
AUGAAUGAUCAUCUUCGGUUGGAGAGGUUCCUUUCCAUCAUCAAAAAGGAUAAUGAAAUGGAUCCACGCGAAGCUGAAGAAAGGCGCGCUUUGAUUCGUCAAAACAAGAAACUCCUUAAUCAGCUCUACGAGUCGGCGAAGAAGAUCGAGACUCUGGAACUCACGAAAUUGGAGAUGAAGGAACAGCUGGAACUGCUCGACUUUCAGAUGAUUGAGGAGGAAUUGCGGCGUCAGCCGAUUUGUGAGAACAGCGAAACCCAGACAGAGGAGGACGCCGAUUCGGGUCCGUCGGUGGUUGCCUUGGCGCGUGCAGAGACCGCCGCCGCUCUCUCUGAAUUGGCCAAUCAGCAGGCGGAGAGCGCGGCCUUGGCGGCAAGAUACCGUCAUUUGGAGAAUUUGGUGCGCGAUCUGCGUCGCGACAAUGCGGAGCUGCGGGAACAGGUCGCGCGCAACGAGGACGACUCAGAGAACUCGCUGGCUGAGAGUGAUAAGCACACCAGGGGACAGGCACUGCAGGUGGGUGUUGGCGGGAGUGGUGAUUGUGCGGAGCUUCAGCGACUGCAGGACAGGCUACGAAGAGCCUGUGGCCUUCCAGAGGGUGCUGGUGAUGUUGAACUGGAAGAUGGCUGCCUCCUUCUUAAUUCACCUGUCGUCCAACAGUUGGCAGUGGAACUAGAGGUUGUCAGCGACCCGGUCACAGAAGACACCUUACUCACAGCCAUUCGCAAUCUGAAGAGGGUGAGAAAUUCACUACUCCUCACUGGGUCUCGGACAAGCAUUAAAAGCGAUCAAACUCGGGACACCAAUUCGCCCGAAUACUACUCACUACAAUUCAGCCACCUGCAGAGCACAAAAGAGUCCGAUGGCCUGCGUGCCCAAUUGGCCAUCUGCGAGAAACGUCGAGUUGACCUUGAGAAACGCGUUCAGGAACUCACCUCGGACUUGUCACACGCACAAGCCGAGUACCGCGCCAAUGAGGCCGCGCUCACAGCCUCGCGACGCAACGAGGCGGCUCUCAGACGACGCCUCCUCGCAACCAUGGACACGGGCUCGACCAAUCAACGCGGCAGACCCGUUUGUUCCGUGGAUUUUGUCUUGACGUCGGGAACAUCUCCGCCGCUUAAGGAGGACCUCGAUGCGCAGACGAAGGUUAUUCGGCUAGAGGCUGCGAACGCGGCGCUAACGGAGGCAAGCCAUCUGGAUCGUGCGCGGUUGCAGGAUCAGGCCACGAGGAUCGCCCAGCUUGAAGCGGAGCAGCGAACUCUCCACGACAGAAUGGCCAGCCUCCAGGCGUCUGAGUCGUGUGCUCAGCGAGCUAGUGUGAGGCUGCAGGCUCUGUAUGAAGACAUGCUGAGGGAGUUCUCGGAAGCAUCGACGCAAGACGCGAGCUCAGCAGCAAGACGCCGACAGCGACAGACAACGGAUCCACGUGGAUACGAAACGGACACCGCUGUUGUCGUCAACUCGAAUCGUCACUCAGCUGAUGACGCCGCAAUGUUAAAGCCUUGCGGCUCCAAGGCCUGCGCUGAGAUGCGCGCGGUCCUUGCCACUCUGCAGGAGCGCUUCGUUCGCGCCGCCGAGCAACUCACAGAAGCCGAAACUCUGCUCGCGGAAGUGGAGGGAGGCCACGGCGGGGACCCCUCGCGGUCCCCCCAUGCACCUCGCGCGUGCCCCCACCUCUUCGCGGCUUUGCGCUUUGCCGUGGAAUGCGAUCGAUCAUGUGAGGCCGGUACACCGACAGCGGGUCUCCUUAAUCGAUUAGAGCGGUGGAUUAACGCCCAGCUAACUCGUCGUCGGACAAUUGAGGCGGAGUUGAGGCAGCGAUGUGUGGAUCUACAAGUCGCGCUGUCUAAAACGUCGUUUUCUCCGAAUGACGCCAAAGUUCUAGAGGCGAGCCUGGAAGCUCAGAACAGCGAGUUGGCAGACUUGCAUCGGAAACUGGAAAUCCUGCAUGACGAACUGGAAGCCAUCAAAGGUGUUUGCGAGGUUCAGGUAAGCCGCAAGGAGCGCUCACCCUAG